ACAACGAAAAUCAAAUGAUGCUCUUUUUGGUUAACCGUCAACUGUACACAUGAAUUGUGUCAUGUCUUAUCGCAUCAUAAGAUAAUUUAGUCGAGAAGACUGAUCUAGUCACGCUUACAUCAGAUCAUCAUCGAAAGUCAAAAUGAAGGGUUGUCUAGCUCUUCUUUGUCUCCUUCCAAUCUGUCUAUCGGCUCCACUAUCUGAUGGGACUUUUGACCCGAACGCUCUAAACAAGGAUUUUGGUACUGGUGGUUUCGCCGGCAGUGGUGGAUUUGGAACUGGCACAGGUGGUAGUUUUAAUCCAAACGCUUUGAACCAAAACUUCGGAGGAGGUGGAUUCGGCUCCAUGUCAACAUUUGCCGCAUCGACUGUUGCUCCUUCUGGGACAACUGAAACAUUUGAUCCUAAUAAAGUAAACAACUUCGGUAGCGGAACUGGAUUUGGAGGAAGUGGUUUCGGUACAGGAAGUGGAAGUGGAACUGGAGGUUUUGGUUCCGGAACUGGUUUCGGUAGUGGUGGAAGUGGAACUGGUACCUUUGACCCGAAUAAACUUAAUGGUGGUACUGGAAGUGGUACCUUUGAUCCAAAUAAGCUCAAUAGUUUUGGAAAAUAA
Mytilus californianus (California mussel) is the source of this 613-nucleotide messenger RNA. Its product is annotated as keratin, type II cytoskeletal 2 epidermal-like. The transcript has 2 exons. The record is from RefSeq and is a predicted model, not a curated record. The coding region runs from base 143 to 613 and encodes 156 amino acids. Lineage: Eukaryota; Metazoa; Mollusca; Bivalvia; Mytilida; Mytilidae.